GUUGAACUGAUGAUGAAAACUUGUUCAUAUUCUUAUACCCAUCACUUCCAGCAGCUCAAUAUAAAGACAGUGAAUUCCACAAUACUAGCACCAUCACCAUGAAACUCUUCCACUACCUCUUCUCACUACUCACACUACUCUUCCUCUUCCAAGCCAAAGAAGGAGUUUCCAUUAGCCCUUUGCAAUUGAUCACACACCCACUUGACCCCUUAACAAAGCAAGAAAUCACCCUCGUCCAAGCCACAGUCCUAAAGAAAUACCCCACACCACCCAACCAUGUCUUCUUCCACUACGUCGGCCUCGACGAUCCCGACAAGACCCACGUCCUAAAGUGGGCCUCCUCCGGCACCAAAACCCCACCCCAACGCAGCGCCUUCGUUGUAGCCAUCGUCAACAACUCCCAAAUCCACGAACUCAUCAUCAACAUCAAAUCCUCCAACGUUGUCUCGUACAAAAUUCACUUGGACACGGGGUUCCCGACCUUGACGCUGGAAGAACAAAGCUUGGCCAUAUCGCUGCCGCUAAAGUACGGUCCCUUUGUUGAGUCCAUUAACAAGAGGGGUUUGAACUUGUCGGAGGUGGUGUGCUCCUGCUUCACCGUGGGGUGGUACGGGGAAGCCAAGAGCACUAGGGCUUUGAGGUUGGAGUGUUUUUCCAAGAAUGGAACUGCGAAUAUCUACGUGAGGCCCAUUAGUGGCAUAAACAUUCUCGCUGAUCUUGACACAAUGAAGAUUGUUGAGUACCAUGAUAACGUUGUUGAGCCUGUUCCUAAGGCGGAGAACACCGAAUACCGGGCUUCGCAUUUGAAGCCACCGUUCAGUCCACGGCUUCAUUCUUUUGCCUCGCAUCAACCCGAAGGACCCGGGUUCACUAUCAAAGGACAUAGUAUAAGCUGGGCCAAUUGGAAGUUCCACAUAGGUUAUGAUGUGCGAGCUGGUGUGAUAAUUUCAACUGCAUCAAUUUACGACCCUGAAGUGCAUAAGUCACGUCAAGUAUUAUACAGAGGGUACAUUUCUGAAUUAUUUGUGCCAUAUCAAGACCCAGGUGAGGAAUGGUAUUACAAGACUUUCUUUGAUGCUGGUGAAUUUGGGUUUGGUCAAUCUAUGGUUUCUUUGGAACCUUUGCAUGAUUGUCCACCACAAGCACAGUUCCUAGACGUAUAUUUUGCGGCAAGUGAUGGUAGCCCACAACACUUGGAGAAUGCAAUUUGUGUGUUUGAACAAUAUGGUGGUAUCAGUUGGCGUCACACUGAAUCAGGCAUUCCCAAUGAGCAAAUUCGAGAAGUUAGAUCUGAUGUGAGUCUAAUUGUUAGAUCAGUUGUUACCGUUGGCAACUAUGACAAUGUAAUAGAUUGGGAGUUCAAGCCAAGUGGUUCAAUCAAGCCUUCGAUAUCACUAUCAGGCAUUUUGGAAAUUAAGGCAGUGGAUAUUACUCACACAGAUCAAAUAAAAGAUGACCAACAUGGCACAUUGGUCUCAGAACACAGCAUUGGUGUUUACCAUGACCAUUACUACAUAUACCAUCUUGACUUUGACAUUGAUGGUGUGGACAACUCUUUUGUGAAGACAAAUUUCAAGACUGUGCAAGUCACGGAUUACAACAGUUCCAAGAGAAAGAGCUAUUGGACAACUAGUAGUGAAGUUGCAAAGACUGAAUCUGAUGCAAAGACCAAACUAGGGUUCAGCCCUUCAGAUUUAGUAAUUGUGAACCCUAAUAAGAAGACUUCCACUGGAAAUGAAGUAGGGUACCGUUUGGUUCCAAAUGCAGCAUCUCAUCCCCUUCUCAGAGAGGAUGAUUACCCUCAAAGACGUGGUGCUUUCACCAAUUACAAUGUUUGGGUUACACCUUACAAUAAGACUGAGAAGUGGGCUGGUGGACUUUUUGUUGAUCAAAGUCAUGGAGAUGAUACUUUGGCUGUUUGGACUAAGCAGAAUAGGGGUAUUGAGAACAAGGAUAUUGUGUUGUGGUACGUAGUGGGAAUCCACCAUGUUCCAUGCCAGGAGGAUUUUCCAAUAAUGCCUUUGUUGAGCACCGGAUUUGAAUUGAGGCCAACUAAUUUCUUUGAGAGAAAUCCAGUCCUUAAGACCCUUUCUCCAGACAUUGUUAAAUGGCCUGGUUGUGGGAAGCCAUAGAUUGGUCACAUGUGUGCUAUGAUGAGAAAAUAAUAAAUUUGAAUAAAUUAAUGAUUUCUCUAUA
Molecule: messenger RNA, 2196 nt
Organism: Glycine soja
Lineage: Eukaryota; Viridiplantae; Streptophyta; Magnoliopsida; Fabales; Fabaceae
Product: primary amine oxidase-like
Exons: 5
Coding region: 99-2132 (677 amino acids)
Biological process (GO): amine metabolic process
Molecular function (GO): copper ion binding; primary methylamine oxidase activity; quinone binding
Source: RefSeq, a predicted model, not a curated record